This is a messenger RNA of Heteronotia binoei (common prickly gecko), 2890 nucleotides long. RefSeq lists its product as uncharacterized. The transcript is spliced from 2 exons. Bases 644 to 1987 code for a protein of 447 amino acids. NCBI's taxonomy places the organism in Eukaryota, Metazoa, Chordata, Lepidosauria, Squamata, Gekkonidae. The record is from RefSeq and is a predicted model, not a curated record.
ACACAUCUGCUUAACAGGAGCCAGGACUAGUGGCUCAUGGGGUUAGGCUUUCAGGGAGGCCCAUGUUCUGCCUGUUUUUCCCCAGGUGAGUAUAAAACCCGGAAGCUCAAAUGUGCUUCACCCACCCACCUCUUUUCUCUCUUUCUUUUUCAAAGCAACGCUGCAGCGACAACAGAUGCUUUAGGCUUCCGCUGAAUGGCGAUUAAGCAGCUGUCUAACUUCCCUGAGGCAAGAAAAACCUGUUUUCCCCGACAAACUUGAAGGUUAGACUGUGCCAGGAGAGACUGAUGAAUACUUCAGAUGGAGCACCGGGUUCCGUCCUAGGAGCUGCCGCUCUUCCAUCCUUCUCCUUUGAAAAAAUUCAGUAGAUGCAUUCUAAGUACCAAACGGUUCGCAGGAAAUCUUAUUUCCCCACCCACUGCAAAAAAAACAAAAAGAUUCAGAAAAUGGAGGCUGGCUACUAAUUAUCAAUUUCCCUAUCCAAAGCAUUUUCUAAAAGACGUUUGCCAUUGAAUGUUUGUUCCCUUCACCUGCCAGGGAAAGGGACCCAAAGGAGAAAAAGAAACAGAGAAACCCUGUGUGCAACUGGAAAAGAUAGCAGGCUCAGCUGUGGAACACGCUUGGAGUGAAACCCAAGUCGGAGAUGAUCUGUUUCAGGAGAAAAGCUUAUUUGGCCACUGCCAUGUUUCUAGUGGCUUUUGCCUGCAUGCUGAUGAUUUCUUACCUCCGGACACAGAAAUAUUCUUUCCAACCCAAAACUGCCCUACACAAGAUCAAAGGCUUCUGCACUGGAGGGAUCGUCAAUAAUUCAAUCUCAUCUUUGAGUGACAACAAAACCUUUGUUGUUGCCCCAUAUUUUGAUAACAGGGUGAAGAAACUUGUCCGGACGAUUGGGAUCGUGCAUUAUGAGGAAGUCAAGGAAAUGUACUGCUUGUUCUGUUGCCCGACUGGAGAUGACAUAUAUAUUUCCAAGGCUUUGAUAGACAUUCACGAAGAUCGAUUUGGAUUCCCCUAUGCAGCAGCAGACUUGCUUUGUAUGGAACCCACAGAAUGCGAUCCACAGUACGUGUCUUUUAACUGGUUUCAAGGAAAUGCUGACCAGCUACCUCGCUUUGAAAUACAGAAUCGUAAGAUCACCAGCUCUCUUGUGGAUUUCACUGUGUGUAUCUCCACCAUGUUUGGAGACUACAACAACGUCUUGCAGUUCAUACAGAGCAUGGAAAUGUAUAAACUUCUUGGGAUGCAGAGGGUGGUCAUCUACAAGAACAGCUGCAGCCAACUGAUGGAGAAAGUCCUGGAGUUUUAUACCGCAGAAGGGACUGUUGAGAUAGUCCCCUGGCCAAUCACUGCCUACCUCAAUGUUUCUACUGAAUGGUUUUACAAUAAUGACGGGACUCAAAUAGGUUACUACGGGCAAAUCGCAGCCUUGAAUGACUGCAUCUACCGGAAUAUGUACAGAAGCAAGUAUGUCUUGCUUAAUGACAUUGAUGAAAUCAUUCUGCCCAAUCAGCAUCCAGAUUGGAAAACCAUGAUGCGGGAUCUGCAGGAUCAGAAUCCAGAGAUUGGUAUUUUCCUGUUUGAGAAUCACGUUUUCCCUAACACUGUCUUUACCUCUGCUGGCAUUCCAUCAUGGGACACAGUACCUGGAGUCAACAUACUACAGCACGUGUUACGAGAACCGGACAGAAAAGAAGUCCUCAACCCACAGAAAAUGAUUGUCAACCCGAGGAAAGUGGUUCAGACAUCUGUACAUUCCGUCCUCCAGGCAUUAGGAAAAAGUCUGGAUGUUCCAAUGGAUGUUGCCCUUGUUUACCACUGCCGGACCCCCUUCCAACCCAACUUAACCAGGGAAUCCCUGAUUAGGGACACAACUCUCUGGCGGUAUAACUCAUCACUGAUCAGCAGAGUGAACCACGUACUUCAAAAAAUACCCUUGUUAAAAGGAAAGCGAUUGGCAGAUCUUGAAGUGUUGAUGAAUCAGAGAUGACUACGGUAACAACUGGGAAUGAACUCAUUCUUUCUUAAGAAAGCCCAUCCAAAGCCUGACCCAAAGGGGUCCAGUGACUGGAUUUAAUGACAACACUAAUUUGUAGUUAGGUGCCAAGAAGUAACUAUGCAGAAGUGAAGUCUGGGUCGUGGAAGCUUAUGGAUAAACUGUACUAGCCUUGAAGUUGCCACUGAACUUCCAUUGAAUUUUGCUGCAAUAGACUUACAUGGCUACCCCUCUGUAAUUACGCUGCCAUGCUCGUCAGUGACAGCUAGGAAAGGAACCUCUUGGUGCAGAGGCAGAAUACCUCUGACUACCAGCUGCUAAAGAUAAUUGUUACUUUUGCAUUGUUUAAUGUUAUAAUAACAUAGCGAUGUCUGAAGAUAUGGAAAAUGUCUUAUUUUGCACCAGAAAUUGUGGCUCGAUGUAUAUGCAAGCUCAAACAAUUAAUUGACUAAAAGUCAGGUAAUUAAUCAGCUUUCGUUCACCGUGUAAUGACCAGUAAUCAUAGCACAGUAUGUAUUACUUAUAAAGUCAGGAAGAAGGGCAUUAGCAGAAUUCUUUGCAUGCCGUGCUAAUUCUCCGCUUAUUGGAAAUGAUCAAGGCAGGGGAACAAGGUAACCUGUGGACAGAAGUAUUUCAGUUGGCCUCCAUAAUCUCGUCACUGUGCCACCACCUUACUACCUCUGUGCUGGAAGUGGGUCGACAUAGGAAGAGAACUUGGGGGAUGCGGGGCAGAGAGAAGAAAAUGAGGGAGGGGAAGGAAACUACAAAGGGAAGCAGAAAUAUCCACUGCUGUCUCUGUUUUACUUUGUGAUGUCUUUGCCAACUUUGUGCUAACCGUUUGGCCUCUUUCAUUUGAACUGCAAACACAGGCAAUUCAACUGUUAUUUUGUAUAUCAA